AUGCAGUUCAUCCUCGCUACCUUUGCUCUCUUCGCUACCGCCUUCGCCGGUGUUCCCCGCGCUGCUGAAGGUGGCUCUGUCUGUGCCACUGGAGAGAGUGUCGUCUGCUCUAACAACGGCAAUGGUGGUCUCAUCACCCUUGGCAACAUCGCCCCCGGUGCCCUCGGAAGGGACUGCUCCGGUGGCAGCGUUUACUGCUGCAAGGACAGCGAUGUCCAGAGCGGUCUCGUCAACCUCAACGUUGCUCUCUCUUGCACCCUCAACGAGGUCCUUUAA
Molecule: messenger RNA, 276 nt
Organism: Penicillium taxi
Lineage: Eukaryota; Fungi; Ascomycota; Eurotiomycetes; Eurotiales; Aspergillaceae
Exons: 2
Coding region: 1-276 (91 amino acids)
Source: RefSeq, a predicted model, not a curated record